AUGUUCUGGUUAACAAAGAUAAACUGGACUUUCUUACAACUUUCUACUCCAAAAUCCAUAUCUACUUUUUCAGGUCCAUACAUCCCAAGCUACCUAUCCAACAUAAUAGGACGGAAACCAUGCCUCCUUCUAGGCGGGCUAUUGAACCUUCUCGCCAUCAUCCUCAUCAUCACCACUCGUAACAUCGCCAUGGUGUAUGCUGUUAGAAUCAUCAGCGGAUUGGGGAUGGGGAUGGUGACAGUCAGUAACUUGGUGUCCACAAAUAUCCGAGGCAUACUCCUAACAUCUACAUCCAUUGUUGGCAUAUUCGGGACCCUAGCAGCCUACAGUAUAGGACCUUACGUGUCUUAUCAAGCAACUGGGUAUAUAGCUCUGGUCAUUAACAUAGUUCAUGUGAUCGGUAUAUUGUUUAUACCGGAGUCUCCUGUUUAUUAUGCCUUGAAAGGUAAAGAAACAGAAACCAAAUCAACACUCCGACUCCUCGGCCGACUGGAUGACUUAGAAAACGUCUUCGAGUCAGUUCAGGACUUGGACCCCAAUGAUGGCCACAGUUGGAAGUCCUGGGUGAAGAUAUUCACUGUGAAGUCCAAUAGAACGUCCCUGAUCAUCACGUUUAGUCUGCUAACUCUUCAGCAGAUGAGCGGAGUGGCAGCCGUGCUGUUUUUUGUUACCACCAUAUUUCAAUUGGCUGGGUCUUCGAUACGGCCAGAUCUAGCCACAAUCCUGGUAGGUGCAACGCGUCUGCUAUCCAGUUUGAUAGCUCCAACGUUAGUGGAGAGAGCUGGAAGAAGAAUCUUGCUUCUAACUUCAACAGCUUUUUGUGCUGUCAGCUUGUUUAUCCUCGGCAUAUAUUUCUAUUUGGAUCGGAUACAGAGUUCCAUCAUUUCUGACAUCAGAUGGCUGCCACUCAUGGCUCUAAUUAUGUACUUCUUCUCUUAUGAAAGUGGUUUCGGCACAAUGCCCUUCGCCCUCGUCGGUGAGAUGUUCAAGGGCAACGCCAGAAGUCCUGGCUCCGCCAUCUCCAUGACCACCGCUUGGCUCAUCGGCUUCCUCAUCGCCACCAGCUUCAACUCCAUGCUGAACAGCAUCGGCGGUGACGUCACGUUCCUCGUAUUCUCUCUCUCCUGUGUCCUGGCUUGCUUGUUCACUUACAAGUUUGUUCCUGAGACUAAGGGCAGGACUUUGAGUGAGAUUCAGCAGAUUUUGAGUGGGUGAUUGAUUUGUAACAAAACAAUCAAAAUGUUUGUAAGCUAAGCUUAGCUUCAGCUUUUCCUACUUAUAUGGAAAAAAGUCAAAUACAAAUUAGUUUGAUUUUAGUUGCCUAUUCCGAAAGUAGCUUUUGAUGGAGAAGAACGGGCAAGAAAAUCCAUAGUUUACUGAAAGGAGACUUGCCCAUAUCCGUCUUCUACCAUCUAUAUUUUAGGCGGAUUUUAUCUCAAUUCCUUCAGCACUUUUGGCAUAGAGAAACGAACAAACUGACUUUCGUAUUUAGAGUAUAAGUGUAUGAUUUCGCCUUUAUAAUCUACUAGCCGUUUUCCCGCGGUUUCACCCGCGUCCCUUGGUAACUACUGCCCGUACCGGGAUAAAAUAUAGCCUAUGUUAGUCGUGAAUAAUGUAGCUUUCGAAUGGUGAAAGAAUUUUUAAAAACGGUCCAGUAGUUUUUGAGCCUAUUUGUUAAUGUUUGGAUGCGGGUGAAACCGCUGGCAGAAGCUAGUAUUAAUAUAUGAGUGCAAUGUCCAAAAUAUGUAGGUACUUUGAAAAUGUUGUUAAUAAGCACAUAUUUAUUCCCUUUCUUAGGCUAUUAAAACACAGUUAUUUAUAAUUAGUUUAUGUUAAAUAUACUCUUUGUUUGGCAAAGCAAAGUUGCAGAAGUUUUGUAUUUAAAUUAUCAUACAUUCUGCAGUUAUUAGUAUUCGUAGUAUUUCUUUACUUAGCAUAUAUGAAACUAUGAAAGUUUUCUCAAGACAUUAAAAC
This is a messenger RNA of Helicoverpa armigera (cotton bollworm), 1974 nucleotides long. RefSeq names its product facilitated trehalose transporter Tret1. The coding region runs from base 1 to 1215 and encodes 404 amino acids. Lineage: Eukaryota; Metazoa; Arthropoda; Insecta; Lepidoptera; Noctuidae. Gene Ontology annotation, molecular function: transmembrane transporter activity. Gene Ontology annotation, cellular component: membrane. Gene Ontology annotation, biological process: transmembrane transport. The record is from RefSeq and is a predicted model, not a curated record. The transcript has 6 exons.